UGUGCGCUGUCCCUCGGACACAGCGGAUCACGGAAAGAGCCAAAGAUGGGACAUGUACACUGAUCAUCAGGGCACUGAUGAUCAGUGUGCCCUGAUGAUCAGUGUGGCCCCAGAAGUGCCACCUGUCAGUGUCCAUCAGUGCCACAACAAUGCCACAUAUCAGUGCCCAUCUGAGCUGCCUUUCAAUGUCACCCAUCAGUGCCACCUAUCAGUGCUGCCUAUCAGUGUCAUGUAUCAGUGCUGCCUUUCAGUGCCCAUCAGUGAUGCUCGUCAAUGCCCAUCAGUGCAACCUACCAGUGCCUCCUCAUCAGUGUCCAUCAGUGACACCUAUCAG
Staurois parvus is the source of this 334-nucleotide messenger RNA. The record is from the annotation of a GenBank genome assembly. NCBI's taxonomy places the organism in Eukaryota, Metazoa, Chordata, Amphibia, Anura, Ranidae.